GUUUGUCUAAAAAUUCUUAGGUGAGGAAUUUAUUUUCACUGAAGCCACCUUUGUUCCCAUUAUUGCAAGCAGAGCUUCCUUCUAUCCUCUUUUUUAAGACUGGAGAAGACUGCAAAAAACUCUUCUGCGCAGUGUGUCUAAGCCAGAUGAUGUGAACAACAGGAAGCAGAUGGAUGGAAGAAUACGUUUGCUAACAGCCAAAAAUACUGGAGGCCUUAUUUCUUCCUCGAAUAUUUCCAGCUAUACCACUGUGAGUUUUUAAAAUGACAAAAAGUGCAUGAUCUUCCGCGUGGCCACGUGAGGGCAGACGGCAACCUGUCUUCAUGCAAUACAGAAAUACAGAGCAAUACGAAGACUUGGUGUAGAACGCUUCUGAGGGUGGCCCUUGGCCUCUUCUGGAUCCAGCAGUGUACUGCAGGAUGACUGAGGUCUCUCACUCCAACUACAGUGGGCACUCCAGGCAAGGUCCUAAACUGAAAUCCAAAGUUGAAAUGCCCCUGAAUGCAGGUGGGUACAACUAUUGAAAGCAGGGCUUCUAUUCUUUGUUAAGGGCUAAUGUUAAAUGCAAAAAGUUGCCUAGAUAAGGAAGAGAAAAGCAAAAUGUGGGAAUCACUUGAAUUAGAAUAUUAUCCCGCUUUCCUAACAUCUGCUAAUCCAGGCACUGGAAAAGGUAAGAUAUGAGUAGAAGUAUUCUAGUGAUUCUGGGAAGAAAUCCAAUGGGCCUUGGCAUGUUCAUGUGAUCUGUGUCCAUAGCAGAGAUUCUGCUUUUAGCAUGCGUGCCUGUUUGGGUCUACUAUAUUGCAAGAUGAACUUUACUGUGGACUCACUUGACUGUACUGACACCACCUCCAUUGGCUAUGAGGAUGUCUCUGAGGCGAUACCCGCAUGGCAAAUACACGCAGUCAGACAGAGAAAUCCUGCUCCAGAUAACCCACAAACUUCAGCUAGGAGCAGUGUGUCACUGGAAAUGCACCUUUGAAUUUCAGACAUUAGCCAAACACCUGCUUUUUGGAACAUCUCCAAAAACGUUGUGAAACAGGUCAGCCUGUUAGCUGACCAUCCUCUCUCUGAUGCCUGUCAAAGUGGAAGUGAAACGUGAAAAAGCAUGCAGUGAAACAAAAUAAGUUGGAGGAUGCAGACUAGGCCCAUAUCUCUGGUGGAUCAGAAAAGACGUUAGGUGUUCAUUCACUAUUAAAGAGGUUUCACCCACUGGCCAGAAUCCAUCCUUAUUCCACAGGCACUGAAACCUCUGGGUCUGCACACACUAUUUGAUGUUAUUGGUUGAAAUCAUGGUCUGUUUGGAAGUAGGUAAGAAUGAGAAGAAACCACUAAACAUGACCUAGCUUCCUGGACUCCGUAUUACUUCCAAACUGCCUUUGAGUAUAUGCCUUUUGAAUUAAAGAAAGCAGAAGAUAAUCUUCCAGAUGACCACAAGAGGGCAUAGUGCAGCUUGCCUAUUACUUGGUAGGUAACAAAACUGGUUUUCACUCAUUGGUAACUGGAAGUUGCAGAUUUCAUUUGUUUUCCUGCUGCCAAGACAAGUGAACCAACGGAAGUGAAAAACGACUCCUUGGAGUGGAACCUGAAAUGUUUAGGUAGGCUGCUCAGCACAGGUAUUCCUUGUUUGCAAGGUAUUCCAUCGCCACCAGUGGAGAAGAGUGAAACAUUUUUGUUUUGAUUUGUUAUAAGCUAGGAGUCUGAUUCGUAGGGCACGUAGGAACUCUUGAAGGAAAGUUGCUAGUGCUUGCCUUUAGGCAGAAGCACAGAAGAGAUCAUUUUCAGAGUGCAUCUACUGCAGUGUAAGUUGGCUGCCAGCAGAGAAAGCAAGUCCCGCUUGUCCUCCUUCCCCAGCUGCACGUUCCUGCCACUCUGCGUGUGUCAGAUCUAGUGAUUGUGCAGUUGCAGGAGGGGUUAGAUAAACGAGCUGAUCCGACAGAAAACUACGCUGCCUGAAAAGUGACUCACCCUCCGUUGGCGUGGCCGAUUUCCCUGUGGUGGCACAUGGCAGGGCCAUUUGGUGGCAGCCUGAAGUUACUUCUCAUUACUCGGUGCAUGAAAUCACAACCUAAGGAUGGGGGUUUGUCCAGUUGUAGCUGUGGGCUGUAGUGGGGAGGGGUGGUCAUGCUUCUGGUCACACAGUUCUGCCCCCUGCCCAGUGUCUACUGCUCCAACAGAAAACAACUCACUGGAGGGGAGAGGGUGGCUGAAAUACCUGUGGAGGUAAAAGGCAGAAGAAUGCUAUUGAGGAGGAGAAAUGUGUUUGUGCGCUGCUGACAUUCCCUCCAGCAAACCUAGAAGCCUGUACAGUGUGCUGUUUUUUGAAGACAUGUGCUGAAGGACACAGCAUCUGCAAGUGUGAGUCUAGUAGCACUCUCACAUUUGGUUUGUGUCCACUAGAUGAGGUGAUCAAGACCAGCAGCGUGGAUCUUAGCUUUGCAUAGUUUACCUGCUUUUAAUAAUAUUUGCCUCUGGCCUGCUGGGUGUUGCGUCCUGCUAGUACCAAAGUUUUGGGCACUCUCUCCUUCCAUGUUCUGAGCAUCCUGAGUGGGCUCUUCUCCUCAGCUGCCUCCUGAGGCAUUCGUGUCUUGCCACAGCCUAUGAGCCAACUCUCCAUGCAUUGUGCUGCCUCAGAUCUGCUUGUUGCUGCUCCCCUAGGGAUCCACACCAGGCUGGGAGGCUGUCUGCCAGGAAUCUCACCUUCCUGCUCCCUUGCUGUUGUCCCCUCUGUGCUGACAUACAGUGAGCUCAGCUGGCUUUGCUCUGUCUUCACCUGAACCUACUGCUUCUCUGUGACUGAGGCUGGGGACAGUGUCCAUGGUGCAUGGUUCAUGCUGUGUAAAGACUCAGGUGGUUAUGGCAUCCAGCAGCUUUUGCAGAGGGCACCAUGUCCUGUAACGUCCAAGCUGUUGUGUUAUGCACUCUGCCAACCUAUCUGAUCUCAUCAUAAAUGGGAAAUCAGUUUUGAUCUCCGUAAUGACGCUGCAAAUCCAGUUUCUCUAGUCAAACUGUGCGUCGCUGAACUGAUGAGCCUGCUCUUGCAAAGGGUAUGCUAUAAACCAAUGUGUCUGUGGCAGGCUUCACGUCGCCCAUCCUUAGACCAGGACAAUCUGGAGCUGGAUGCAUGUGUAGUUGUCUACAUUGCCUUUCUGCCUAUAAGGAGAAAAGGGCAUUUGGGGAGUAUGCUUCAAGUCACUCAAAGCUAGCCUUUUAAAAUAGGUCAGAUGAAUUACACCUAGAAGACCCAUCCUCUAUUUUGUGCGAAGCAGGUGGCAUUAGAGCGAUAGUUUGGAUGUAGACAGCUACGGUGUGGUUGCGUAAAGCUGGGGAAUUUAUUCUGUCCUGAGAGCUGUGUGCGUGAAAUGCUUCAAGGCAUUGUAAGCUUUUGGGUCAAGUGUUGAGGGCACUGGAGGAGUCCUACCUCUGGCCUCAAAAGGCACAUUUCCAGAGCGUAUUUAUUUAGAUAGCUGUGGUUAAGACUUUCAAUGGCAUGGGCUGAGGAAUCCAGUUCCUGAAAGAAUGCCAGACUUCAACUUUGAGCUCUCCAUGCUUUUUUUCAGCAGAGCUAUACGUUAUGUCAUAUCACAGUUCUGCUAGUAUGUUCUAUGUUUGUCUUUCUUUCCAUCAGAAGUAUAAUUUUGUAUUUCCAUGUUUUUAUGCUUAAUUUUAGCUCUCCUCUUCUGCUGACUUUUCAAGGGGUUCUGGAGAAAUUACAGCUCAGUCGGGGAAAUAAUUGUGCCUUUGACUGUCUCAGUGAUCCACCACCCAUUAUGAAAGAUGAGCGUCAUCACUCAGGGCGUUAAUGGUGGCAUCGCAUGUUUUGAAGAUGUGUCAACAAGGAAGAGGAACAAGCUGAUUCUUCUGUGUUUAAUUUCUUCCUGAAUUUGUGUUGUAGAUAUGAGAAUAAGCCUCUGGGAUCCCAAAUUGUGUAAGGUAUGCAUGAGGUGACACCAAGACACGUUUCUGGGAAGAACACAGGAGUUGGUGCUUUUGGAAAAUGAUCCAAGGAAGACAGGUUUUUUUUGAUUAACCCUCCACACUUAUGUAAGCCAAUAUUAAACUAGGACUAAUUCCUAGGGAUUUGCAGUGUCUCCAAGAUAGACUGGCAGCUGCCUGUAGGUAGACUCCUUGCAGGUCAGGCUCUUUAGUCAGUAAACGCUGAGCUUCAAGCUGGCACUCUUUCAGUCACAUCUUGGAGAAGCUAACAGUGAACUUUGUUAACGUUCCUGUACCACGUCACCAACUUGCACGUUAACCUCCAACUCUUGUCUUGCCCUUGCCAUUUGAGGUGGAAAAUUGUGCCUGUUUUGGCAGAAGAGUUGGACAGUGUGUUUUUCGUCCUGCUCCUGAGGAGGGGAAUGGACAAGUGUGGAGUUAAGCUCAGGAGGGAUCUGGAGCAAGGGAAGGACCUGGACAAUGUGCCUCUGCUAGCAUUUUUUGCUGGGGCACUGGUGCUGACUACCCUCUUUGCAAGCCGUGCUGUUCUUGUGGUGCUAGUGCCUAGCUGAACCAUUUGACUCUGGUAGAAGGCUGCAGAGAGCGUAUAGAGGCCAGGUCAAAAGUAUAGAAAAGAGAUUUUUAAGAAUCCAAGCUUGUGAGCAACCCGUAGAUGCCCUGGGGUACCUCCAGUGUUACAUGGGAGGGUCAGAUGGGAAGAGAUGGAACCUCCAUCCUGGAGAAGCGAGGGAAGGUUAGACACUGCUCCUGCAGUCGAGGGAGUUGUAGUUUGGGUGUUUAGAGAAGUCUUAAUGUCCUUACUGAAGCAAGGUCUUCUCCUGAUGCACUUACUGUGUUGUGCCAGUCUACACCGGAUUGCAUAAUAUGGUCCUGCCCAUGAUCAAAAUUAUAGCAUGUUCUUCCCCAUCAGAGUUGGAAGUGAUGGGCAGGAGGAGGGGAGUAGGUUCCACGUUGGUGCAAGCUGUAACAUCAAGCCUCUUGAUUGCUUUUCCAUGGCAUGGCUUCCCCUCUCUGCCUGCAGUAGGGAGCUUUUAUCAGGCUGGGGACACACAAUACUGAUUUUGUCCUCCACUAGCCCUCGUUUUCUUUCUUGCUAGUGGUGCUGAGCCUGCUCUUAUCCUUCCUACUAUCCGUUUUAAUUAGAAAAUAUUACACCCCACAGCUUGGGUUUGUGAUGAUGGAUGCCGAGGACAUCACCAAGGACCAAAUAGGAUGACCAGCAAACUCAGUUAAUGAGUAGAAGGCUACUGAUCUUUUUAGUUAGCAGCUGUGCAGGUGCAAGAAGAAGGUGCAGUGAGACAUGCACAUUGUGACAGCAAAAGCAUACACAGAGGCAGCAGCUGAGCACCUGAUUUGCCCCUAAUGAAGCAUGUGCUUUUUGUCCUUCCUUGGGCCUGGCUGUGCUUCAUGCCAACCAGGCAGAAAAGGUCCACGUGAAAUCAGGUACAACAUCUGAAACUAUUUUUUAUUUUCAAGUGGGGAAAUACGGCCUGUUCUGCCUAGCUCAGACCACUAUGGGAGAGCAGUGUUGAGCUCUUUCCAGUGAAGCAGGGAACAGGGAAAGGGCAACUCUAGGUGCUUGGGUGGGAUCUACAGGCCCUGCAAGAGACAAGCCCCAGGCUGAUGGGAGCCCUGGGUGGGCAAUACUGAAGGUCUCUGUGCUGCCUUUUACUGAAAAGGUAGAACCAGCUGUUGCCACAUCUCUCUGCAGCUGAGGGGUGUCUAGAAAGCUUCCUCAGACCCAUCUCAAAUGAUAACCUUUCCCUGCCUUCAGCCCCUGUGUCCCCUGCACAUGCCAAGGCAGAGGAAGAACCAUGGUUGUCUCUCUGGUUGCGAUUACUGCUGCUGGGCUUGUAAUUCUCAUUGCUGGCCCUGAACAGCAGCUGCACUGUCCCAUCAGGGCCUGAGUGUCUUUCAGUGGGCACUGUCCUCUAGUCCAAAAGGACAUUGCAGUGCAGGCUAGUGCUGUGAUUUUAGCUCGCGUGCUGUCAUAUUUGCUUCCCCAGUGCUGCAGGAUAACAGGCCAUCCUUGACUUUGGGCGCUACGACUUUUCUUUACAACACUUUUCUUGACCUCUAUUUGCAGAGGACAUCAUUUCUUUCACUGUAGUCCCUGUUGCCCCAGGAUCUCAACUCCUGAAAAUAAGCCAAGACAAUAAGGUUUCAAACCAUUCCCUUGCAUUCUUUCCCCUCUCCCCCAUGAUAUUUUAACAUCUUCUCCUUGUUUUGUAGAGAAACUUGACAUACCAUGUUCUUCCUACCAGCCUAUUAAACAUGUACUGCCUGUAUGGAAGAGUCUGGCUGUAGUAGUAACCAUGCCUUUUCUGGCUGGCUUUGCCCCUUGCCCUGCAAGAUGCUAGAUGGAUUUCUGCUAAACAAAUUGCGAGUUCUUCCAAGAGCCUGUUGGCACCAGAAAAGACCAAGCGUUUGGCUGCUCCCUGCGUCUGCUCGUCACAUGUUCAGAGAGUUCUUUGGAAACCAGACAGCCAUUAAUUACAGCCCCAGUGAGAUGGGUUAAGCUUUCCUCUCUUCUGAUAGAGAUCUCCUGAGGGCUUCUUUAAUGGCUCUGUCAGAUGAUUCUGCAUUCCUACAUGGAGCAAUUAAUUACUCAUCCCAUGUAGUUUGCCCACUGAUUGAGUGAGUUCUUCCACAAGAUAUGGCACUAGUUGAUGUUCCACGAUGCUUGACGUUUUCUUCCUGCUUUAGUUUGGCAUCCGGCAGCAGCAAGGCUUAUGGAGGUCUCAAGGAAGGACCCUUCUUUCCAAAGCACUUCUCUCCCACCCUUGAACCCCUUUAACUGAGGUCUCUGCUAUUCCCACAGGUAUUUUGUGGCAGUUGGUCCAGUUUGCAUGUCAUCCACCUGCACUGGUGCCGUGCGGUGUUAGUGUUUGCCAUGGGCUUUGGAUUUUUGUUGACCAGAAUGGAUAGCUGUGCGCUGUUAAUAAUUUGUCUGCUAGCUCUCAUUGUCUAGGUACUGAGGCGUUCACUGAUCAUCUUGGAGUUGAUUUCCCAAAUUGAGAUUUUGAUGCCUUUCCUCUCUUCCAACUAUCUUCCAGAAUGCAAUCUGCCCUCCAAGGCAAACCCUGGGUGCAGUUUCCCAGUGGCCUGAUGGGAAGCCCACUCUCUGGAUCCAGCUGUUCCUUGUAGGGUGUUCUGGCACCCAGUCAGGUCCAUCUUGCAAGUACCCACCGGAGCUGCGCUUUGGGGCAACGGGCAAAGAGGGAAGAUUACUGUGGCCAGCGGUCCUGAAGCAGACUGGCCAUGUUCCUGUCGCUCAGAGCUGUCCAAGCAGCUGGGCAUGGAGACAUCUCUGUCAUUAGUUUUCCAUGGCAUUGUUCUACUUCAGUGAGACUUGCUUUCUCCUCCCCACCCCUAACACUGGUACAUAAGGCCCCCUCAGAGCAGCCUCUGCACAGCGCAUCCCGUUCCAGUGAGGCAGACAACAAGCUGCACCUCCAGUUCCAGCACCUUUGCUCUUGGUGAGAGUGAACCUGAAGACCUUCAGCAUGGGUAAGAAAUACUCUGCAGCCUCCACUCAGCCUCCAGCAGCUCAAAGCCAUGUAGCUUUGAUUUAUGGCUCCAUGCUGGAUCCUGCUCUAGCCACUGUCUCAGGGCUGUAGACAUCGCAUCUUGAAACUUAGUCCCACUUGCGGACUGGUAGGUUUGUUCCUCUCCAGCAUUGCAGGGAGGGAAUGCUCCCUGCGAAGGCGAAGGGGAGGCUGAAGUUUAGCAUUGUGUCUGACUGGUACAGAAGGUUCAUUUCUUUUAGUUACUACCCUGGUUCUGGGAGCUUGUAUGUGCCUUGAAAAGCUCCUUCCGUUUGGCCAUAGCGUCUGUGCUGAGGGGAGCCUCACUUUCUUCUGGGGAAAUGCAGCUCCCUCUUCAGGGAGACGAGAUCCAAAACUUACUUUCCAAAACUUAGUUUCCCAGCUUUGCUUUCCAAAACUUCCUUUCCAGGCUAGACCUUUAGACCUGGUUAUUAGUGUAAACUCUCUGUCCCUCACAGUCGAUGGGGAGGGGAUCGCUGAGGAGCUCAGAAGAUGCAGAAUGGAGCUGAGAAGUGUUUUUAUCUGUGAUACCCCUGGUGACUCUUUAGGGAGGAUUUCUGUCUUUUGUCACUACCAAAACAAAGGUAGAUGCUGGUCACAGAGGGCCCCCUUGAGAGCCAGGGUGGGAGAAGGUCCAUCUGGCGGGACAGAACCUUCUGAAAAGGUAUCCUUAAAGGAGGUGGAAAUCUCAUUUUCUUCUUCUCUUCUUCUCAAAUCAGACCGAUGCAGAGUUCAGUGCAAGGCAUACACAAGCUGCCCAGAAGUUGUGAAAGGUCCCAGAGAGGAGCUUGCAUAUGUGACCUGUACCUACAGGGAAACAGGUAUCGACCAACCUGACUUCCUGGCCACCAUCGAUCUUAACCCCAGAUCUCCAUAUUAUUGCCAGGUGAUCCACCGCCUGCCUAUGCCCAACCUCAAAGACGAGCUGCAUUGCUCAGGGUGGAAUGCUGGAAGCACCUGCUUUGACAGUAUCACAACAAGAAGGAACAAGCUGAUUCUUCCCUGUUUGAUUUCUUCCCGCAUUUAUGUGGUGGAUGUGGGUACACAGUGCCGGGCUCCCAAACUGUGUAAGGUGAUUGAGCCAGUGGAUGUCUUCUGGAAGUGUAACAAGGGCCAUCUCUGUAUAGUUCAUAGCCUGCCUAAUGGUGAUAUCCUGAUUUCCAACAUGGGAGAUCCAGCUGGCAAUGGAAAAGGUGGUUUUAUUGUCCUGGAUGGAGAGACCUUUGAACUGAAGGGGAACUGGGAGAACGAGUGUGGGGUCCCCCCCACUGGACAUGACUUCUGGUUCCAGCCACGCCACAAUGUUCUGAUAAGCUCUGCUGGAUUAGUCCCAAAACGUGCCGGACUUGGAUUUAAUCCAGAUGACCUGAAGAAGGGGGUCUUUGGGCGCCGCCUGAAUGUGUGGAACUUGUCCUGCCAUACCCUCAUCCAGUGCUUUGACCUGGGGGAGGACUCUCUGCCCUUGAGUGUUAAAUUCCUCCACAACCCCGAUGCUGCUGAGGGAUACGUCAGCUGUGCCCUGAGUGGCAUCGUCUAUCGCUUCUACAAGAAUGAGAGAGACUGCUGGGCAGUAGAGGAGGUGAUUCAGAUCCCAGCCAAGGAGGUGAGGGGAUGGAUUCUCCCCAAAAUGCCAGCUCUCACAGCCAACAUUGUCAUCUCGCUGGAUGACAGGUUCCUGUAUCUCAGCAACUGGCUGCAUGGAGACAUCCGCCAGUAUGACAUCUCCAAUUCCUGCAAGCCCAAGCUGGUGGGACAGGUGUUUGUGGGAGGCAGUAUCCUCAGAGGUGGGCCUGUGACUGUGUGUAGAGAUGAAGAGCUGAAGUGGCAGCCGGAGCCCUUGGUGAUCAAGUGCAAGAGAGUGUAUGGCGGUCCUUAUAAAAUGCAGCUUAGUGUGGAUGGCAAGAGGCUGUACGUCACCAACUCCUUCUACAGCACAUGGGACAAGCAGUUCUACCCGGAUGUGGUCAAGGAAGGCUCUGUCAUGCUGCAGAUUGAUGUGGACACUGAGAAUGGUGGCCUGACCGUGAACAAGAACUUCCUGGUGGAUUUGGGGAAGGAACCCUGUGGGCCUUGCCUUGCUCGUGAUAUCCACUUCCCUUGCGGAGAUUCCACCUCUGAUAUCUCAGCCUAGGCACCAUGUGAAAGAUUCCCUUCUUCUCUCUCUCCUUUAGUGCAGAUGUUAGGAAAAGAGUGUUGGUAACUGGGUCGGGGAUCCCCAUUCACUACUGGAAAUCAAAUUGCUGUUAACAUGACCUACAGACGCUAUGCCUUGUUGUGAGGGUUUGGUUCGAGUAGACCAGUGAAUAAAGUCACGAGGCCUGGGAUUAAUCUUGCUGGACUGUGUAUCUAAGCAGUGAGCCCAGGCACCCUUUGCGUUCAGUGCAAGGAAAUAAUCCCUGGGCAUGGUUUAGAGAUCAGAGGCCAGGGCACUUGCUCAGAUAUAGAGCUCUGUGGCACACACUGCCUUUUGGCAUAUGCCUGCAUACCCACCAUGCCUGCAUACCUUCCUUGCUACAGGCCUGUCACAUGGCUGCCCUGAUGUUUCCAGCUUGUUAGCUGUUGCUCUCUAGUACCAGAGCCUGGUGGGAAACUGUUGAUCACACUCUGUUGUGAUUCAGAGCUUUUUCACAUUUGAAAGCGAAGGCAAAAGAAAGUGAAGUGCCCACUUCAUUGGAGUUACUGUUCUUCAGCCAGGUCAUACCUGGAUAGUCUUCUCCUGGCAUGAGAGUGUUUUUGGCUCAUGUGUCGAGAGGUUGGGCUGGUAUGCGUUAGAGCUGAAGGAGGGUGUGCAUGUAUUCUGAAAAGAGGUGCCUGUUUCCUGACAGUGGUUUGUAUGAUUGCUUUUGUAUUCUCCCGCUUUAAACACUAAUAAAAUUGUUCUUGGCAUCA
This is a messenger RNA of Struthio camelus australis, 10391 nucleotides long. The record is from RefSeq and is a predicted model, not a curated record. Lineage: Eukaryota; Metazoa; Chordata; Aves; Struthioniformes; Struthionidae.